UGCCAGUAUCUACCUACCAAGGAGCUACAGUCCAAUUACUUUCGCACGCAAUGCGUUGUUGUAGUGUAGUAACAUCAAUUAUUGAAAACAAUUAUUUUUGCGAUAUACCCUAGAUUGAAAUGUCAACGUCGCUGGUGCGUCAAAGCCUCGACAUAGUAGGAGUUGACGACGAUGUAAGAGCAGCCAGAAAGAAGAAACCUGGCAAAUCUCAGGAUAUUUUACAUAUGAUCCCUCAAAAUCACCGGCUUUUAAAUAAGCAGGGCAAAAAAGAAGCAAAGACUGCUAUCAACUGUACAGCCAAAACGACCAUCGGCAAAGCCAGGCAGAAGCUCAAUCAAAAAUCUGACCAGACAGAAAAAAACAUUAAACAAUUACUACUGCUCAGCAGUAAUCGAAUAGAUCCAGAGACUUCAGACAAGCUUCUGAACCGAGCCUUGACAAGGCGAUACAUUCCGAAGAACAACGAGCCUGAGGUGCCGGAAGAAACCGCAUUUACGGAAGAAGAUUUCAAGAAGUUUGAAAAAGAAUAUCACCUAGAAUAAAUCGACCCUCAGCCUUGAUAUACCCCAUCCCAGGGCAAUCAAAUCCUGGUAAAUACUGCUUGACUCAAGCACGUUUUGAUUAAUUAGUUGAAUUAAAAUGCUAGGUAGUGAUCGAGUGAAUGGGAAAGUUAUUCUAUUCUUGGCCCUCACUUUUUUCAUUUAUUAUAGCCUGUGGGUUAUAGGAUUGCCAUUUAUUGACGAUAGCAGACUUAGAUCUUUUUUCUAUUCAUCAAAUAUUGCCCUUAUGGUACCUGCAAUUUCAGGCCUUUGCUUUAUCGGUGGUUUAGUAUUGUUCACAUUGUACCACACGAGGCCUUACCUACGGUAAUAAAAUCUGGAGAAUAUAGUUAAUUAUAGUUAGCUAUAAUAUAGCAGGAAGUAACAGUCUCUACUCUAGUCAGUGGAAAAUCAGGCAAUAUUCGCUUGAACUAGAAUUUGUUGUGCGUUCAUUAACUUAUAUAUCUGAAUUACAACA
Molecule: messenger RNA, 1017 nt
Organism: Athalia rosae (coleseed sawfly)
Lineage: Eukaryota; Metazoa; Arthropoda; Insecta; Hymenoptera; Athaliidae
Product: active regulator of SIRT1-like
Exons: 4
Coding region: 120-542 (140 amino acids)
Cellular component (GO): nucleolus
Molecular function (GO): enzyme binding
Source: RefSeq, a predicted model, not a curated record